AUGAGUUCCAGAAUAAACCAGCUGUGCCAGCAGAACGAAGGGGACACUGGUCGAUCUUAUGUGAAGUGUGACUGCUGUCGACAGAGACACAAGAAGUGCUUGCCAGCAUCACGAAUCUGGCCCGAAGAACGUUGCACUGAGUGUAAAGAGUCAAACCUGCUCUGCGGACCGCCCUUGCAUUACAAGGAUUCUCCGUUGUCGGGUCCUGAGGGACGGUCCUCAAAGCGGGCAAAGAGUCAGUCGGGGCUGAGUUUGAGUGACAGGAAUGACAAGAAUAAUAACAAUCAAGACUACGGUGGCCUAGGCCCCUCGGAGGCUGCACCCAAUUUCGGCAACGGCUCGGGUCCGCGUCCACAUCUACCCCCAAUCUCAUCCUCUCAGCGAAGCCCUCUCUCUCCUCCUACUACGACGCUAUUGUCAGUAUCAUCCGGCUCGACGCCGAAGCGCAAACUCUGCAACACCGAAAGCUUGCUCGAUGACCCGGGUGAGACGACAUCUUGUGAUCCAACGCAGGAUGUAUUGGGGUCGAGACUCAUCGAUCUCGGUUACCUUUUCAUACUCUACGAGCAUUUGAAAGGCCUAGAACUGGCCUCGAAACCUCCACUCUCCACUGAAUACGGGCAUUCUAUUACCAACAAUAUUAAGAUUCUCGCAGUGUGCACUGCCUAUCGCGUUCAACAUGCGCUGGAGGCCAUCAUUGAUCUAAUAGAGGUUGAUGGCAGAUCAACCGAGUCGCGAAACCUGCGAUACCGGGAAGCGUUGGACACGGUAGAAGAUAUCAAUAAGCUUGGCCCCAGAGUCAAGAUCCUUGUUGAUUUGGAGGUUACCAUUCUGACCAAGCUCAUUCUCAUCUACGAGCAGCAGAAAGACGCACCGGCGGUGAGACGGUUUUCUCGCAGACGUGCGAAGCUACAUCAUGGAUCAACCAUCGUCCCUAAUGCCUCUCACAUUGAACACACGGCGCAGUCAUGGGUAGAAACCUACAAGAAACUCCCAGCGCUGUUUGACCGCCUCAGCCUACCAGCCGAAGCCCCUCUCUAUGCCAUUGACCCCUCAGCUUUUCCAGCUCAGCACAGCGCUCUAAGAUGUGGCGAUGAUGACGUUGCUAAGUUCCUCUGCAAAUCGGAUGGUGCUUUGCAGCAUCUUGACAUGCUCAAGCAAAAUUUUGUUCUCGCAGCAGCAGCUGUUGGGAAGUUACCCCUGCUCGAAACACUUGUGCAAAAUGACAAGAGUCUACUGCAGAGCAGAGAUCUCUUUCACAGAACGCCUCUCUUUCACACAGCUUAUCAGGGAGAUCUGAAAACAUUCGAAUCCCUAGUACAAGCAGGUGCAGACGUCUUUGCCCGGGAUGAAGCAAGCCAAAGCAUUCUUGGUGCCGCAUCUGCCGCAGGCAACCUAGAUAUCGUUAGAUGGCUGCUGGAGCUUGGGGGCGUGACAAGUCCGAAUGACCAUUAUCUCGGGUCACGAUCCCCACUGCACGAUGCUGCUCGGGCAGGCCACAAAGAUGUCUGUUCGCUGUUACUCCGGAAAGGUGCCGACGCAAAUUACAUCAUUGAUAAUGUCACUCCUGCUCAGGCAGCUCGCGUCAAUGGCUUCGACGAUGUUGCCAACAUGUUGAAGCUUUAUGAAGCUCAUCAUGCUGGUCAACAUGUCUCCAAUCCCUCCAUUGGUAACCUUCCACCGCAGGCCCUGGCAGAUGGCAUCUUGCCCUUAGGUGUUUGUCAGCCCGGUCAAUCUGCUUGCCCGUCACCGUCACCUCCCGAAGUGACCUACACGGAGGCCGCCCUUGAAGAAACCUUCAUUUCAGAAUUUCUAACAGACUUUACGCCCAUUGAAUAUUCUGAGGCCGGGACUGAUGGGCCACCUCUUGACGGAUCUGGUUUUGUCCUAUGA
Messenger RNA from Endocarpon pusillum Z07020, 1893 nucleotides. RefSeq lists its product as uncharacterized. The transcript has 3 exons. Gene Ontology annotation, biological process: regulation of DNA-templated transcription. The record is from RefSeq and is a predicted model, not a curated record. Gene Ontology annotation, molecular function: zinc ion binding; protein binding; DNA-binding transcription factor activity, RNA polymerase II-specific. The coding region runs from base 1 to 1893 and encodes 630 amino acids. Lineage: Eukaryota; Fungi; Ascomycota; Eurotiomycetes; Verrucariales; Verrucariaceae.